AUGAAUUUGCCUCCUCGUAUAUUACAGAGCCCCAACAGAGUUCGCAUAACUCACGUUCUUGUCGAAUUGGAUAAUGUUAGCGCUACACUUGAAUCUGUGCAACAAGCAUAUCGUUAUUACAAAGAUUUAGAAACAAAAACUUCCCAGGAAAUCAAAGAAAUCAAGCAAAAAGGGGCUGUAACCUUCGAAAUUUUAGAUAAAAAGGCAAAUAACCUGAUGGAGGAAAAUGUGCAGCUCAAGAAAAAGGAUUCUUCAUUACCUGAACUCGAAGUGCUUAAUUCUAUGUAUAAAACGAUUUAUGCUUAUUAUAAAAAUAAUAAACCGAGAAGUGAUGAUACAAUAAAAGAUCUUAUUGAAUUGGGAAUAAUUCAACACAAAAGUGAAUUGCCGAAUCUUAAUACAAACAUAUCUAAACUUUUAUCUAAGCAUAAGUUGCUAUGUAGUAAUCCAAAAGUUUUCGAAUUUGGUGGAUUUGUUGUUGAUGAUGGUUUAACAGUCAAAGAUCUAAGAAGGAGAAUUAAAUACUUAACAGAAAAGUCCAAACUUGAACAAGACCAUGCUAUAAAUAUAAAAUCUUCGCUUUUUGAAAAUGUUUCCAAUAUUCGAAAAAUUAUGAGUAAUUCCAGUAUUCUUGUAUAA
Messenger RNA from Trichomonas vaginalis G3, 639 nucleotides. RefSeq names its product histidine kinase-like ATPase family. The coding region runs from base 1 to 639 and encodes 212 amino acids. The record is from RefSeq and is a predicted model, not a curated record. The transcript has a single exon. NCBI's taxonomy places the organism in Eukaryota, Parabasalia, Trichomonadida, Trichomonadidae.